Messenger RNA from Dictyostelium purpureum, 703 nucleotides. RefSeq lists its product as uncharacterized. Lineage: Eukaryota; Evosea; Eumycetozoa; Dictyosteliales; Dictyosteliaceae. The transcript has a single exon. Gene Ontology annotation, biological process: iron-sulfur cluster assembly; intracellular iron ion homeostasis. Gene Ontology annotation, molecular function: 2 iron, 2 sulfur cluster binding; ferrous iron binding. The record is from RefSeq and is a predicted model, not a curated record. Bases 1 to 570 code for a protein of 189 amino acids. Gene Ontology annotation, cellular component: mitochondrial matrix; cytoplasm.
AUGAACUCAAUUAUUAAAAAUACAUUAAGAAUAACUUCAAAUGGUUUAUUAAGAAAUUCAAAUUCAGUUAUUAGACCUUCAACUAGUUUUCUUUCAGUAAAUAAUAAUAAUUUAAAUAACGGAAUUAUAAAGAGAAAUUAUCACGAAAGAGUAUUAGAUCAUUACAACAACCCAAGAAAUGUAGGUUCAUUCGAUAAAAAAUCUAUUGAUGUUGGCACUGCAACCGUUGGUGCCCCAGCAUGUGGUGAUGUUAUGAAAAUUCAAAUUAAAGUUAAGGAAAAUAAAGUUGUCGACGUUUGUUUUAAAACUUUUGGCUGUGGAUCUGCCAUUGCAUCAUCCUCAUUAGCAACCGAAUGGGUCAAGGGAAAAACUUUAGAUGAAUGCUUAGAAAUUAAAAAUACCGAUAUCGCCAAACAUCUUUCACUUCCACCAGUUAAAAUGCAUUGCAGUAUGCUUGCCGAACAAGCCAUUAAAAGAGCCAUCUACGAUUAUAAAGUUAAACAAGAAAAAUUAGCCGCCGAAAAUAAAGGUUCAAGCGAAGGUAUAAUCGAAACUAUUGCUAGUGUAUAAAUCAAUUAUAAAAAUAAUUUUCAAAAAAAAAAAAAAAAAAAAUAUUUAAAUCAUCGUUUUAUUAUUUUUUUGUUUAAACUCAUUAAAAUAAUAACUACAAAUUUUAACAAAAAUAAAAUCAAUAAAAAAAAUU